AUGCCUUAUAAUUUGGUAAGAAAUGUUCCAAAUAUAGACUGUCGUCGAUUAUUCAAACACGAUAUUGGAGAAAUUAAAAAAGUUUAUCGGUUAGAGAAAUUCGUCAACGAGGCAGUUUGGUCUUUUAAUGAGCUCACAAGUGACUGCACCAAGUUCAGGAAAAGCAGAGGGUAUAUCACAGAUUCUUCAACAGAUGAGGAAAAGCGUUUCCCUAUAGCUUACAACAUUCUAGUUUUCAAGAGUCCACAGCAAUUUGAAAUUCUAUUACGAGCAAUAUACCGUCCGCAAAAUUUUUAUUGUGUUCACAUUGAUAAAAAAGCAUCCGAUGACAUUUUUAAGGAAAUAUCAAGCAUAAUUAGAUGUUUCUCAAAUGUGUUUCUGGCGCCUAUGAGGAUUUCAGUUGAGUGGGGGAAGAUGAGCGUGCUAACACCUGAAAUACAAUGCAUGAAAGUAUUAUUAAAAUUUAGUUGGAAAUAUUUUAUAAAUCUGACGGGACAAGAAUUCCCACUCCGUACAAAUUAUGAAUUGGUGAGAAUAUUGAAAAUCUUUAAUGACUCAAAUGAAGCGGAAGGUUUAUUUAAAAGAAACGCAGACGUUGAAAAGCGAUGGUCAUCUGCGGGGACGCCACCACACAAUAUCCAUCUCAUUAAAGGGGCGGUUCACGUGACCCUCAACAGAGAAACAGUGCAAUAUAUAGUAAAUAAUCCGGUUGCAAAGGAGUUUUUAGAAUAUUUACAGAAAACGGAUAUUCCAGACGAAUUAUUUUUUGCAUCCCUUACUCAUAAUCCUCAUCUAGGUGUUCGUGGAACAUUUAAAGGGGAUAUAGAAAAAGAUGACACAGAUUUUUCAUCUACAAAGCCCUAUCUCUCCCGGUUUAAGAUAUGGAAGAAUACACGAUAUUCCUGUCAUGGCCAAUUUGUAAGAAGUGUCUGUGUAUUUGGGGUCAAAGAUCUUCCGAUUCUAGCACUACGCCCAGAGUUUUUUGCCAAUAAGUUCUAUAUCGACUACCAGCCAUACACCUUGAGAUGUAUGGAGGAAUUGAUUUUUAAUAGAACAAGGGAUGAAUAUUUCCAACGGUUGCAGUUUCGGACGGAUUAUUAUGAAAGAUUAGAGUACAUAAAGAAUAUUGUGUAG
This is a messenger RNA of Saccostrea echinata, 1134 nucleotides long. Its product is annotated as beta-1,3-galactosyl-O-glycosyl-glycoprotein beta-1,6-N-acetylglucosaminyltransferase-like. The record is from RefSeq and is a predicted model, not a curated record. The transcript is spliced from 4 exons. Gene Ontology annotation, cellular component: membrane. Lineage: Eukaryota; Metazoa; Mollusca; Bivalvia; Ostreida; Ostreidae. The coding region runs from base 1 to 1134 and encodes 377 amino acids. Gene Ontology annotation, molecular function: acetylglucosaminyltransferase activity.